AUGGUGCCUGCUGCAAGCGUCGGAUCCCUUGCGAGAGCUUCCCCGGUGGUCGGAUUCAGGCCCAGCGCCAUUGCAAAGCCAGAGACUCUUGCUUCAGUCCAGAAGAUCAUCGCCACCCAGCUCUCGAUCGAUCAGUCCAGCGUCACUCCAACUGAUCUUGGAGCCGACUCAUGCUUUGAUUCGUCUCCAAAGGUUGAGGUGAUGAUGCAACUCGAGGAGAACUUCAAGAUCAGCCUGGGCGAGGAAGGAACCGAGAAGAUUGUCACCGUGCAAGACGCUGCCGAUUUGAUCGAGGAUGUGAUCGCCAAGUAG
This is a messenger RNA of Selaginella moellendorffii, 312 nucleotides long. Its product is annotated as acyl carrier protein. The transcript is spliced from 2 exons. The coding region runs from base 1 to 312 and encodes 103 amino acids. NCBI's taxonomy places the organism in Eukaryota, Viridiplantae, Streptophyta, Lycopodiopsida, Selaginellales, Selaginellaceae. Gene Ontology annotation, biological process: fatty acid biosynthetic process. The record is from RefSeq and is a predicted model, not a curated record. Gene Ontology annotation, molecular function: acyl carrier activity.